Molecule: messenger RNA, 381 nt
Organism: Cylicostephanus goldi
Lineage: Eukaryota; Metazoa; Nematoda; Chromadorea; Rhabditida; Strongylidae
Source: the annotation of a GenBank genome assembly
AUGCCAGCCAGAUCGAUCACGAUGGAUGUGAUCAAUCGCGAUUCGGUAAUCCGAGCGAAGCAGAUCUACGCCGCCGGAGGUGUCGGCGCCCAGAAGCAGCAAGGCCUUCGUCAGUCGAUCAGUGUCGAGUCGAUCAAUGAUCUGAUGGACGAGAAGAAGAAGAAAUUUCAAUUUGUGCGCAAAGUGGCCACGUCAUUUCGCUUCAAAAAACCCGCCGAGAAAGAGCCGGCCGAGGUGAAGCUGAUUUCGCCUCCACCUGUGACACAUAUAGCUUCGAGAUCGCUUCCUCAAAGUCCGCAGAUUGAGCGAAAACCCAGGAGGACUGCUUAUCUUGGUAAGAGGCACUCUUUCAGUCUCAGCAAAUUCAAUCGCAUGUUUUGA